Entrophospora sp. SA101 is the source of this 177-nucleotide messenger RNA. The record is from the annotation of a GenBank genome assembly. Lineage: Eukaryota; Fungi; Glomeromycota; Glomeromycetes; Entrophosporales; Entrophosporaceae.
AUGACAUUAUUAAGCGUGAAAAAAUUCACAGCCUACAGGAAAAAAAAUGCUGGUGUUAAUUCACUCCCUAUAAGAGAAAAUGCAAAUAUUGCUAAUUUUGUUAGUUCAUUAUCUACUGAAGAAGAAGAAUCAACACUCGAGUCUUUUUUUGAAAUAAUUGAUCUAGAAAUGACCUGA